GCAAGGCACAAGUCCUGCGAGAAAACUUCCAUUCUGACACUGAUUGCGCGAAUUUAGCUGAGGGAUAAGUACCUACCUCUGCCAACCUCAGAAUAACAAGCUUGAAUUGCAUUCUUGUAUGGCCUGGGAGUGGAAUGCUUCUUGUGUGGCUUGUUUGAGUUAGUCGUUCUUUGUUCUAGGGUUUUGGGUCGAUUCGGUCAUGGCGAGGGGAAAGUUUGCAAGGUCACAGGGCAAGAAAUGGUCUAUCUUCACCCUGGUUUUCUUCAUGCUUUUCAUGCUCUCCACUGUCCUUCUCAUGCUACUCGCUCUCGGAAUCGUUUCUCUUCCGAUCACUGACGAUUCUCUGCCUACUGACCUCAGUGCUUUCAGGCGCAAGAUCUCUGAAAGAGGUGACGGCUUGGGAGAAAGAGGGCAGCAGUGGACUGAAGUUCUCUCAUGGGAGCCUAGAGCUUUCAUUUAUCACAAUUUCCUGUCAAAAGAAGAAUGUGAAUACCUGAUUAGUCUUGCCAAACCUUUUAUGGCAAAAUCAACUGUUGUUGAUAGCCAAACCGGUCAGAGUAAAGACAGCAGGGUGCGGACUAGUUCAGGAAUGUUUCUGAAGAGAGGACGGGAUAGAAUUAUCCGAAAUAUUGAAAAAAGAAUAGCUGACUUUACCUUCAUACCUGUAGAGAAUGGAGAAGGGCUUCAGGUUCUCCACUAUGAAGUUGGGCAGAAAUAUGAGCCUCACUAUGAUUACUUUCUCGAUGAGCUCAACACUAAGAAUGGUGGCCAACGUGUUGCUACUGUUCUUAUGUAUCUGUCAGAUGUUGAAGAAGGUGGUGAGACUGUCUUUCCUGCUGCCAAGGCUAAUUUUAGUUCUGUCCCUUGGUGGAAUGAAUUGUCUGAAUGCGGUAAAAAGGGUCUCUCUGUAAAACCCAAAAUGGGUGAUGCCCUGCUCUUCUGGAGCAUGAGACCACAUGCGUCACUUGAUCCUGCAAGUUUACAUGGUGGUUGUCCCGUUAUUAGUGGAAACAAGUGGUCUUCAACGAAAUGGCUGCAUCUGGAGGAGUACAAGGUGUAAGACAUUACCUGUACAGGAUUAACAUAUUUUACUUGCCGGACUGGCUAUUGACAUUUUCGUCUUCUGAGGUGCUUCCGUGUUCGUUUUCACCUGUACAGAAGAAAAAUAAUGCUUGGGGAUUACUGUGCCUGGUAUGAUCUUGGCGUUGUCGUUUGCCCCUUGGAGCAGACAAUGAGGGCUUUUUAGCACCGAGUUUUGUGAGUUAUAUUUGAGUGAGUGUAAAUCAAACUGCAGAGUAAUACAUUGGUGUCAUUUUUCCUAUGGUGCGAGAUUUUUAUCUUUAAACCUAGGAUAUGAUUACCCUUGCAAACCGCCUGAAAGCACGCGUGAAUAAGUUAUAAAAUCCUAAACCAGCCUGUCAAUGGUUUUGCCAUAUUUUUCGAACAAUA
Prosopis cineraria is the source of this 1449-nucleotide messenger RNA. RefSeq names its product probable prolyl 4-hydroxylase 3. Bases 200 to 1060 code for a protein of 286 amino acids. The record is from RefSeq and is a predicted model, not a curated record. Gene Ontology annotation, biological process: peptidyl-proline hydroxylation to 4-hydroxy-L-proline. Gene Ontology annotation, cellular component: endoplasmic reticulum. Gene Ontology annotation, molecular function: iron ion binding; L-ascorbic acid binding; procollagen-proline 4-dioxygenase activity. NCBI's taxonomy places the organism in Eukaryota, Viridiplantae, Streptophyta, Magnoliopsida, Fabales, Fabaceae. The transcript is spliced from 8 exons.